Messenger RNA from Rubroshorea leprosula, 943 nucleotides. Lineage: Eukaryota; Viridiplantae; Streptophyta; Magnoliopsida; Malvales; Dipterocarpaceae. The record is from the annotation of a GenBank genome assembly.
CAGUGCCAUAUUUUUUAAAAAAAUAAAAAAUAAAUAAAUAAAGCAAAACUGGCGGGAAACACUUGAGGAAUGGUUAUUCCAGAACAUGAACAAUUCAAAACCUUUCCCAUUCUUAAAUUAAUUAUUGGGUUUAUCUUAAUGGUAGAACAUAAAUCUUUUGUUUUCUCUUUGGUAUUUCACACUCGUACUUUCAAACACUCCCAACACUAUUGGUUCAUAACAUUUUAGUUAGUUCUUGAUGUUUUGGGCUGGUUCUUGUUGAUCCAUUUGUACAAUGUCACGGUGUUUGCCCUUCCCUCCACAAGGGUAUGCCUGGAAUGGUGUCUGCGGCGAGGAUCUUCUACAACGAAUUAAGGAAGGAGCUGCACCGAAGACCUUAGGCAACCUAUGUUUGUCUGCCCAUAUGACUCUUGUGGCGACCGCCAAAGUAUUGGAAGGAAUGAUCAAAGCUAGCAUGACUAUGGCUGCCAUAACCAUAAUCAUGGAGGGAUGCACUUCAUGGGUUGAUCUACCUAUGUUUCCAGCAUCCAUACACUUGAAUGGCAGUAUGCAGAAGAUAGAAUUACAAUUUGGAGAGUACUGGAUUCCAGGUCCCCUGCAUUUUCCAGACUGUAAGUUUGAUAAUCAAGACUGGCUCCGUAGAACAAAGCAGCUUAAUGACAUGAUGGAGACAUCUAAUGCAUGGCGUUAUGAUUUAUGCCAUGGAAACUCAACCCUUUACCCACAUGCCAUGUAUUUCCUCCAUGCUGUUACUUAUGCUUAUCCAUUUGGAAUACAAUACUAAAACUGUUAGUAGGAACACACCAACAUUAUAGGGAUGAAGAUCAGUUCAGUUGCUGGGUUUGGGAAUGCGCUUGCUGCUAUCCUUAUCUAUAACCAGAAUGAGAAAUGGCAUAGAGUAUACAUCCCAUGAAUAUGAUUUACUCUAGGAUCUGAUAAUCUG